UGUUUUGGAGUUUUAACGUCUGAUUCCAUUAAAGUUUGGAGGGUUUAAGGAGUCUCCCACAUAAACCCUCUCUCACCUCUACAAUGUGGUCUCGUACUUUCUCUCCCAAGAAGCUUGCUUUUCUCUUCCAUCCUUCUAAAGUGAAGCCUCUUGACCAAUGGGUUUCUCCAUUUCAAGCCUUUUUCUCUACUGACAUUGUUGGCGACCAACCAAUCCUCGUUCGUGAUUUCAUCCAUUCUGCUCUGUAUGACCCCAAUCAUGGAUACUUCUCCCAAAGGUCUCGCUCCGUUGGAGUGCUUGAUAGAAGCAUCAAGUUCAAUCAGCUUGGUGGAAGGAAAGCUUACUUGAAACACCUGGAUAAAAUUUACAAGGACAGUGAUAUUGGAUGGUUUACUCCAGUUGAACUCUUUAAGCCUUGGUAUGCCCAUGGAAUUGCUGAAGCGAUACUGCGGACUGCUAAUCUUUCAGUUCCACUCAAAAUAUAUGAAAUUGGCGGUGGAUCAGGAACAUGUGCCAAGGGAAUAAUGGAUUACAUAAAGUUGAAUGCACCCCCUAGAGUUUACAACAAUAUGACUUACAUCUCAGUAGAGAUCAGUCUCUCUCUUGCCAAGAUACAAAGAGAAACUGUUGGAGAAGUUCAAUGUCACUCGUCACGGUUUCGAGUGGAACGCCGUGACGCUGCCGACAGGAGUGGAUGGGGGGAGGUGCAGCAAGAACCAUGUUGGGUGAUAAUGCUUGAGGUGCUCGAUAAUCUUCCUCAUGAUCUUAUAUAUUCAAAAGAUCAAGUUUCCCCGUGGAUGGAAGUAUGGGUCGAAAAACAAGUUGAGAGUGGAACUCUCAGUGAGCUGUAUAAGCCAUUGGAAGACUCGCUAAUUAAGCGUUGUUUCAAGAUUUUGGACAUGGACAAAAGUCAGGCGACUCAAAGCGGUGUGAUUUUAAAAGCAAAGAGCAUUUGGUCGAAAGUCUUUCCGAAACCUCAAAGAUGUUGGCUGCCAACUGGUUGCUUGAAACUACUUGAUGUUGUACAUGGUGUGUUACCAAAGAUGUCUUUAAUCGCUUCAGACUUCAGUUAUCUACCUGAUGUAACAAUACCUGGUGAGAGAGCUCCACUAGUUUCAACCAAGAAAGAUGGUAGGAGCUCGGAUUAUAGCAGUUACCUAGAUGCAAAGGGUGAUGCUGAUAUCUUUUUCCCUACUGACUUUCGGCUUUUGGAACUCAUGGAUCAUUACUGUUCUGGAUGGCUGAAACCGGACAAAGAUCAAUCGUCCAAGCAAGGGAAAAAGAGGCGAACAAUCAUACUCGAUACGUCAUCGUUCAUGGAAGAGUUCGGAUUGCCCUCGAAGACGAGGACCAAGGAUGGAUACAACCCCCUUUUGGAUGAUUUCAAGAAUACAAAGUUCUACCUCAGUGUUCCUACACACAAUAUUAAGUAGACAAAUCUAAGUCAUUGUCCAUUUAUUUCCCAUGAGUAUUAUCUGGUCAAAGAAGGUGGUUGAUUGAGCAAGUAAUGUGGUGGAAUUUGCAUGUGGAAUCUUAAUGCUAUACAUGCAUUAGAAUUUCUAUUUA
Morus notabilis is the source of this 1566-nucleotide messenger RNA. RefSeq lists its product as uncharacterized. Bases 84 to 1433 code for a protein of 449 amino acids. The transcript has 14 exons. NCBI's taxonomy places the organism in Eukaryota, Viridiplantae, Streptophyta, Magnoliopsida, Rosales, Moraceae. Gene Ontology annotation, cellular component: mitochondrion. The record is from RefSeq and is a predicted model, not a curated record. Gene Ontology annotation, molecular function: protein-arginine omega-N symmetric methyltransferase activity.